UAGCAAUUGACGUGUUCAGUUUCGGGCGAAUAAAAAUGUUUGCCAGCACAAUUUGGGCAAAAAUUGACUGAUUAUGACUUACAUUUAACGUUUUUAGUGCUUAGUUUAAGUUAAAUUACCGCAAUACGUACGGGUUCGGUGAUUUUUUUGGGUAAAAAUAAACUGUGAUAUAUUUUAGUGCGAAUUGUAAUGUUAACAGUGUUUUAAACGUGUGUUGUUGUUUUAAUUUGGGACAAUGUUGCAUGGGAAAUUGAGGAUACACACCUGCAGGGUUAUACUGUUGACCUCUUUAGUAUGGUUUUUAGUUGAUGUGGUUAUUUUGUCGUUUUACUCGGAAUGUCUGGGAGGCAGUUGCAAAAAAGGUGUAGAGGACAAUGUUAUAGCCGAGAAAUUAAUCGGCGAAGACUUUGAAAAUGUAGAAAACAAUGCCGUGGAACCUGUGCAUCAUAGGGCAGCCCCCAGUCAAAGUAGGCACCACGUGUCCAGUAUAUCGCGGACGUAUCAGACGUCGGCGUUGCGUCGCUGGAAACCGGCGCCUACUGUGAUGCCGGUGGGAAAGCGCCCGGGUGAGCACGGAAAACCCGUUCACAUACCGUCGGAAAAGGAAGCGGAAAUGAAGGAAAAGUUCAAGCUAAAUCAGUUCAAUCUGCUGGCCAGCGACAUGAUUUCGCUUAACAGGUCCUUGUCCGACGUCAGAUUGGAGGGGUGCAAAUACAAAAAAUACCCGACAUUACUACCCACAACGUCGAUAGUUAUAGUUUUUCACAACGAGGCGUGGUCUACCUUACUGAGAACGGUUUGGAGCGUGAUAAAUCGCUCUCCGAGACCUUUACUGAAAGAAAUAAUUCUCGUGGACGACGCUAGCGAGAGGGAUCACCUCGGUAGAAAGCUAGAGGAGUACGUCAAAACUCUGCCGGUCAGAGUUUUCGUUCUGCGUACGGAAAAACGAUCGGGUUUGAUCAGGGCCAGACUGUUGGGUGCGAAACACGUCACCGGGCAGGUCAUAACGUUCCUGGACGCCCACUGCGAAUGCACGGAGGGCUGGUUGGAGCCCCUUUUGGCUAGAAUCGUGCAGGAUAGAAAGACAGUGGUGUGCCCCAUCAUAGACGUCAUCUCGGACGAGACGUUUGAGUACAUCACAGCUUCAGACAUGACGUGGGGAGGUUUCAAUUGGAAGUUGAACUUUAGAUGGUACAGAGUCCCACAACGCGAGAUGGACAGAAGAGGGGGGGAUAGAACCGCCCCCCUGCGCACCCCCACCAUGGCAGGGGGGUUGUUCUCGAUAGACAAGGAUUACUUUUACGAACUAGGUUCGUACGACGAGGGAAUGGACAUUUGGGGCGGCGAAAACUUGGAGAUGUCCUUCAGGGUGUGGCAAUGCGGCGGCAUUUUGGAGAUAAUCCCGUGCUCGCACGUUGGGCACGUGUUCCGCGACAAGUCGCCGUACACGUUCCCGGGGGGCGUGUCCAAGAUAGUGCUGCACAACGCCGCCAGGGUGGCCGAGGUGUGGAUGGACGAGUGGCGCGACUUUUAUUACGCGAUGAACCCAGGUGCCAGAAACGUGGAGGUGGGAGACGUGAAAGCCAGGAGAGAUCUGCGGGAAAAGUUGCAGUGCAAAAAUUUCCGAUGGUACCUCGAGAACGUCUAUCCGGAAUCUCAGAUGCCUUUGGAGUACUUCUAUCUCGGUGACAUUCGCAACGUCGCUAGUAGGAACUGCCUGGACACGAUGGGCCGCAAAUCGGGCGAGAAUCUCGGCAUGACGUACUGCCACAAUUUGGGCGGAAAUCAAGUUUUUGCCUACACGAAACGUCAGCAGAUCAUGUCCGACGACAAUUGUCUGGACGCUAGCAACAAACGGGGCCCCGUGAAAUUGGUGCGGUGUCACGGAAUGGGCGGCAACCAGGCCUGGGUCUACGACGAACAGGACAAAACGAUAAAACACGUGAACACGGGCAGUUGCCUGCAAAAACCCGACCCGCACGAUGUGAAUUUGCCCUUAUUAAGGCCCUGCAACUUCGACGAGUCGCAGCAAUGGAUAAUGGACAGCGAUUUCAAGUGGCAGGCGCGAAACAAGAACACCAUAGAGGACCCGGAGGACAGAUAGUCGGCGAUCGGGUUGCCUACCCAACAUUUCCUGUAAAUACUGUGAAAAAAGAGUGAGGCGCAAGAUUAUUUUUUUUCGAUUUACUAGUCAAUUUGACGCGUUUUAUGAAUUCGAAAUUAUGCCGCGCACUUUUAAUUUGAUUAAAUUUAAUUUACGAAAACUAAAGUUUUCGUAUGUGCGAUGAUUUUAACAUGUUUAUAUUUAUUUUUUUAUCGUUUUUUAUUAUGGUGCCCAACUAUAUAGUUAAAUCAUUCCAUUUUUACGAAAUCCCAAAUUCAGCAGCUUUAUUAUCGAUUUUAACCGGAGCAUUCCUUUUUAAUUACUGUAUAUGUACAAUACAGGGUGAUUUUAUUAAUUUUGCUCAAAUUUUGCGUAUAAAAUGGUUGACAAUCCCGUUUUUAGGACUCUUGGGUUGUUUUUAACGAUGUAUUUCAACUGACAUGUACAUAUUUUCUAUAGAUUGACCAAACAGUACGAAAUACACUAAAUUAAUCAACUUAGAUAGGUUUACGUGAUUUUUUAACAUAUCCGAGCUUUUUUGUAUUUUUUUUAAUACAGCAUAUCACCCAUUUAGUAGCUUUGAAGACUGAAAAACGACUUUUUAGCCUUCCAGUUUUUUUCAAACAGAAUCUUCCGCAAAAUGUUUACGAGCUUCCACAUUUUUAACCAAGAGUCAAAUUUUUGCUCAUAUGUUGUAUAAAGUUAUUUUUUAUAUUAGUUGCCUCGAUAUAACAUAUCAUAUUAUGAUUAAAUUGUUUUAUGAUUUUUAAUAUAUCAGAAAUAUUUAUAGAAUUUUUUGUAAAUGAUGAAAAUGUUAUAGGCUAGGUGGUGGUGCAAUAGCUUAUUCUAAAUUAAAUUAAUUAUAUAAAUU
Molecule: messenger RNA, 2975 nt
Organism: Brassicogethes aeneus
Lineage: Eukaryota; Metazoa; Arthropoda; Insecta; Coleoptera; Nitidulidae
Source: the annotation of a GenBank genome assembly